This is a messenger RNA of Drosophila innubila, 1392 nucleotides long. RefSeq names its product serine protease inhibitor 42Dd-like. The transcript is spliced from 2 exons. Gene Ontology annotation, molecular function: serine-type endopeptidase inhibitor activity. The record is from RefSeq and is a predicted model, not a curated record. The coding region runs from base 8 to 1159 and encodes 383 amino acids. Lineage: Eukaryota; Metazoa; Arthropoda; Insecta; Diptera; Drosophilidae.
UCUCAUAAUGAUUAAAGUUGGUCGUUCGGUUUUCGUGCUUCAAGCACUAUUAAUAGGUGUAUCAUUACUGGAGCAGGUGUCUCCAAACGUGGUUUUGAAAACUACUCUGCAGAGUGAUCAGAACAAUAUUCUGAUUUCUCCCUUUCUCAUGGCAGAAGGCUUGACUCAGCUAUUUUUAGGAGCCGAGGGACAAACCGCCGAGGAACUUAAAUUUGUAAUACCUUUCUUCAAUGGAAACAAUAAUUCGGAUAUUAACGAAUACAUACAGGAGGAUCGUAACCAAAUUCGGUCUAAGGCCUUAAAAUACGGAAAUUCUUUAUUUGUGGCAAAAGAUGUGGACAUAUUUGCAUCAUAUGAUGAAAAGAUCAGGCAAAUAUUCAAUACUGAUGUUAUGAAAGUGAACUUCGGAGACUCUUCUAAAACAGUUUCCGAAAUCAAUGACUGGGUAGCCAAGCAAACGGACUACAAAAUUCGUGAAAUAGUUCAGGAAACUAGCGAAGAUAUAAAAAUUAUGCUAGUGAGCGCUAUAUACUUUAAAGGUUUUUGGCAAUAUCCAUUUGAAGUAUCAAAUACGCAAAAAAGGGUGUUUUAUUUACCACAGGAAAAUGGAAAGUCCGAAGACACCAUUUUGGUCGACACCAUGGCCAGAGAAGGUGAAUACAAAUAUAGAUUCUUGAAAUAUUUAGACGCUGACGCUAUAGAUCUGCCCUAUGCCGAGUCUAAUAUAUCUAUGGUAAUAAUUAAGCCGAGAAAAGUGAACGGCAUUGAGAAACUCAUGGCCGAUUUGAACAAUGUUAGCAUUCAUACCCUUUUUGAGGACCGCUUCUUGGAGACAGUUAAACUCUUUUUGCCCAAGUUUAAGUUCGAAUAUAGUGUGAAUCUCAAGGAAAUGCUACAAAGCAUAGGCAUUCAUGAAUUAUUUCAGUCAGCUAAUUUAAAAUCUAUGACUGACUUUGGAUCACCCCUAUAUGUCAGUGAUGUCAUCCAGAAAGGUUUUAUUUCCGUCGAUGAAGAAGGAACUACAGCAUCGGCUGUCCAAGAAAUUAAUAUACAUGCCAGACAUGCCAUAGAUGUCUUCGAGGUUAACCAUCCGUUUAUAUUCUAUAUAAAAGACAACAAGAGAAUUUACUUUGCUGGACAGGUUAACAAUCCCCUAUAAGAAAUUUUACUUGAACUUAUCCUAUUAAGGGCCGUUUUUUCAAUGCCUCCUUAAAACCUAUAUGGUUGAUAAUUUGUCAUAAAGAGCCAAUUUAGUUUUUUCAUUAUCACAAUAGAGCAAUGUGAUUUUUAAGCACUAUACGUUAUUUCAUUCGACAUAUAAGUCAAAUGUGAUUUAUAAAUAAAGCAGUUGAGAAAGCAGGUGACUAAUCGUUUCUGCUACUAAAAAUGAGA